Messenger RNA from Ilyonectria robusta, 2322 nucleotides. Its product is annotated as adaptin N terminal region-domain-containing protein. Gene Ontology annotation, cellular component: membrane coat. NCBI's taxonomy places the organism in Eukaryota, Fungi, Ascomycota, Sordariomycetes, Hypocreales, Nectriaceae. The record is from RefSeq and is a predicted model, not a curated record. The transcript is spliced from 3 exons. Gene Ontology annotation, molecular function: clathrin binding. Gene Ontology annotation, biological process: vesicle-mediated transport; intracellular protein transport. Bases 1 to 2322 code for a protein of 773 amino acids.
AUGGAGUCGAUAGCGAAGAUCUCGAGUCUCAUGGAGACUGCCAGAGAGCUCACCCUCGAUGCCGCCCAGGCAACUCGCGGCGCGCGGACGAGCUCCCGGCCGCUGGACCGCAACCAGAUGCGGAAGCUGCUGGAUAGCAGGAACGAGCGCGAUGUGCUCGAGGGCCUGCGGCGCGUCAUGGCUAUGAUGUACCGAAACCACAAGACCCUGCCGCUCUUCUCCAACGUCGUCAAGAAUGUCGCCUCCCCGAACCUCGAGAUCAAGAAGCUCGUCUACAUCUACCUCAUCCACCACGCCGAGCAGGAGCCCGACCUCGCCCUUCUCUCCAUCAACACCAUCCAGAAGUCCCUGUCCGACACGAACCCCCAAGUCCGAGCCCUGGCCCUUAAGACCAUGUCCGGCAUCCGAGUGCCCGUCAUCAGCCAGAUCGUAUCCCUGGCCAUCAAGAAAGGCGUCGCCGACAUGAGUCCCUACGUGCGCAAAGCCGCUGCUCUUGCGAUCCCAAAGUGCCACCGACUGGACCCGACUCAGGCGCCGCAGCUGAUCGAGUACUUAACAACGCUUCUGGGCGAUAAGCAGUACUAUGUGACUGGCGCAGCAGUGUCGGCUAUGCUGGAAAUCUGCCCCGACAGGAUAGAUCUUAUCCACAAGCACUACCGGACUUUGGUCAAGCAGGUUGUGGAUAUGGAUGAAUGGAGCCAGUUGGCCACGCUGCGGAUGAUGACAUAUUAUGCACGAAAAUGCUUCCCCCGAAGACCUCAGAGCUCCGAGGAGGUUGCCGAGAAGCCGCAAGAUACCCGUGUGGAUGAUUUUUACGGUGAUUCUCGAAAUGUUGGUAGGGGGUCUGGAACGACCUCGCUGGAUCCUGACCUAGCACUGCUCCUGAAUGGCAUCAAACCUCUCCUCCAGAGCCGAAAUGCUGGCGUGGUUGUUGCUGUUACUAGGUGCUAUGCUGACAUUGGAACGAGCGAGUAUGUCAAGCUCGCUAUCGGCCCACUGAUCGCUCUUCUUCGAGGAGCACAGGAUAUUCAGCAGACUGCUCUGUUCAACAUUGUGUCGGUUUGCCUUAUUCGACCGGCCGACUUUGUCAAGUACGCCAGCCACUUCCUCGUCCGAGCCACCGAUCCUGAGCCUGUAUGGGAACUCAAGCUGGAGGUUUUGACCAUCAUCUUCCCGCACAGCCCUAUUCACAUCAAGAGCCUCAUCUUGAAGGAGCUGGAACAUUUCUCGCAAGGGACUAACAAGGCAUUGGUGCGUGAGGCAGUUCGUGCUAUCGGCCGCUGUGCGCAGUCCGACGCUACGACAGCUCCUCGCUGCUUGAAGCUCUUGCUGGGCCAGAUUACCAGUUUGGACGGGAAUCUUGCUGCAGAGUCGCUGACGGUGAUUCGUCACUUGAUACAACAGGAUGCGCAAGGACACACUGGGACGGUGGUGCGGUUAGCGAAGAACCUCGACUCAGCAACAGAUCCUCACGCUCGGGCAACCAUCAUCUGGCUUGUGGGCGAGUUUUCAGGUCUCAAUGGAGAAGACAAUAUCGCACCGGAUGUCCUGCGCAUCCUCGUCAAAGACUUUCCCAACGAGUCAUCAGUCGCAAAGCAACAGAUAUUGCUCCUUGCUGCCAAAGUUUACCUCCACCAUCUCAACCGCAAGAGCGAGGCGGAGAAAGAGAGGGACGCAGACGAGGACCCACCGAUCGAGACAGAUACGCACCCCAUUGUACGACUAUGGGAAUAUGUUCUCCUGCUCGUGAGGUAUGAUACUUCGUUUGACCUGCGCGAUCGAGCAAGGAUGUAUCGGUCCCUCCUUACUGUGCCUCAGCUAGCAACGUUGAUGCUCCUCGCCGAAAAGCCUGCACCACAGGCACCUAGUCCAUCCGAGUCACGGAAGGGUUUUAUCCUGGGAUCUGCAACUCUGGUGCUCGCGGGCGGUGGGGGCAUCCAUGGCCUGCAGGGAUACGAGCCGCUGCCCGACUGGGUAGAGGAAGGUAAACAACCGAACCCUCGACUCCGUGAACCAGAAGGAGGCCAAUCCUCUCGAUAUGACGUCGAGAAGACUUCUCUGCCAGCCAGCGAGAGGUUGGACGAGGCGGCAAAGUCUAUUGUCCCGACUAAGACGAAUGGGACUGGUGAGGCUGUUGGGGCCAAGACCUUGGACGACUGGCUAGCUGAGGAGGAGGAAGAGAGCGAAGAGACGGAGGAAGAAACAGAGGAAGAAAGUACAGAUGAGGCAGAAGAAGAAGAGGAGGAGGAAGAUGAUGAUGAAGAAGAGGAAGAAACAGACAGCGAUGACGAUGGAGAGGCGGAUAGACUGGUCAAGUCAUGA